Messenger RNA from Macrosteles quadrilineatus (aster leafhopper), 426 nucleotides. RefSeq lists its product as uncharacterized. The transcript has a single exon. The record is from RefSeq and is a predicted model, not a curated record. NCBI's taxonomy places the organism in Eukaryota, Metazoa, Arthropoda, Insecta, Hemiptera, Cicadellidae. Bases 1 to 426 code for a protein of 141 amino acids.
AUGCUUCUCAGUCGCAGUAACUUAGUUCAUGAGUAUGACUAUUGCAUCGACGGCAGAAGUCUCAGCGUGAGCGUGGUCGAGAAAUUUAGGGAUCUUGGUGUAAUCACUGUCCCUUCACUCAGCCCACAUGAUCACCUGAUCCAUAUUUUCUCAAGAGUCUCUUCUCUGCUGGGGUUUAUUCAUCGCUCUACAAGACCUCUCAAAUCUCCCAUGGCACUUGUCACGCUGUACAAAUCCCUAGCCCGACCAAUCUUGGAGUACUGCUCUGUCAUCUGGAAUCCAUAUCAAACUGGCCACAUUGAAUUCUUAAACAGGAUCCAAACACGAUUUCUCAAACUACUGGGUCUAAAACUCGGGUUUCCUUUCCUUGACGUUCCUGUAGCAGCUCUCGAGGUGCAGUUCAGCCUUCACAACCGCUUCCCCUGA